Molecule: messenger RNA, 831 nt
Organism: Pieris macdunnoughi
Lineage: Eukaryota; Metazoa; Arthropoda; Insecta; Lepidoptera; Pieridae
Source: the annotation of a GenBank genome assembly
AUGCAAAUAGAAAACGAUAAACUAGAAGAGACAAGAAAGCAGUUACAAAAAAUGACGAAAGAAAAAGAAUGUGAAGUAGUUAAAGAGGUAAGGAACGGAAUAGAACAGUUAGCUGCGCAGAAAAUAUGGAUAGUGGAAGAGCUCGAGUUGAAAAUCAAAUCAUAUGCGGAGGCAGUUGCUGGAAAAACGGCUCCCCCAAAUAACCAAAUAACAACAUUAGAGAAAAACUGGGUGAAACCAACUCUCCACACGCCAACCAAAACAACCGACACGGCAGAAAAUACGCUCGAACAUGUGAGAAAGUUACUACAGAACUUUGGGACCGACUACGUAGAAGACAUAAAACAAGCUUUGAAAACGCACAAUAAAGGAUUGACCGAACACAUGCAAGAAGAAGACUGGCGGAGAGGCUACACAGGGAUAAGAGUUGUCCAAUGCAACAACCUUCUCGAAGGCGAAGUAAAUAAGGCCGCUGUAGUGGUCUUUGAUAAUAAUAUCAGAAUCACACAAUUCCCGGCCCUUACCACUACCAACGUCGUAACGGCCCGAUUAAGCACAGAGUGCUGGGACGUAAUAGUGGUUUCAUACUACUUCGAGCCCGGAAAGGAUAUUAGUCUUUAUCUAAAACAGCUAGGAGAUAUCGUUAGUACAGUCAAGCAGAGAAUCAUACUAGGAGGAGACGCUAACGCAAAGAACCCCUGGUGGGGUGGCUCCAAAGUCGAUAGGAGAGGCCUGGACUUCGAAGCUAGUGUCAAUGAAUGGGGCCUGCACAUAUUGAACAGGAUGGACAGGUCCCAACAUUCGAUACUGUUAGAGGCACCCGAUGUCUAA